GGGGGUCCGGUGAGGUGCGGAAGAUCCGCAGGCCGCGCUGCCGAGUCGACGCUGUCCGAAGGAGCCGCUGCAGCCUCCUCCAAGUACCGAAGGUUCGAGAGCGUGCUGCGGACGGACCCCGUGGCCUGCUGAGUCUUCCUUAUUUCAGUCUGGGUUCCUCUGCUGUACUCGAUCAGGAGUGAGUCAGGGCCGCUUCAGGUGUGCUGUCAGGUGGAUUUGGCCUCCGGCGGUCGAGGCUCGUACCCCCACGAGCUGGACAUGUCUAGUGCGGAGGACGAGGAGUGCUGGGUCCAGCUGGAGGACUACAGGCUGCUCCUCAUUAAGAGCAUCGAACCGUCACGCAUCACCCCUUACCUGCGGCAGUGCAAGGUGCUCAGCGGUGAUGAUGAGGAGCAGAUCUUCAACGACCCAAAUCUGGUGAUCCGCCGCCGCAAAGUCGGAGUUCUGCUGGACAUCUUGCAGAGGACUGGGCGGAAGGGAUACGUAGCUUUCCUGGAGAGCCUGGAGCUGGACUACCCUCAGGUGUACCGCAAGAUCACGGGCAAGGAGCCUGCGCGGGCAUUCUCCAUACUGGUGGAUACGGCAGGUGAGUCGGGUCUCAUGCAGUUCCUGAUGAGCGAGGUGACGCGUCUGCAGAAGGCCUUGGAGGAGGAGCGUCGGCACAGACAGGAGGUGUCUGCACGCUUGGUGGCGCAGGAGGACACCAUCCGACAACAGCAGGUGCGGGAGAGCGAGCUGCGGAAGCAGCAGGAGCGUGUGUGCCGCAUGCGGGAGGAGCGGGACAGGCUUGUGGAGGAAACGCGCUACUUGAAAGACGAGAACUACAACCUGCUGCGCGAGGUCACGAGGAUGAGCGAGGGGAAGAACAGUGCUCUCAUGAGCAACCGAGACUUGCAACUGGAGAUUGAAAGGCUCAAACACAGCCUGAUGAAUGCAGAGAGCGACUCGAAGAUCCAGCGCAGGCACACCAAGACCCUGAAGAAUGCCAUGGAGAAACAGCCCAGCCAAGACCUGGUCCUGCAGGUGGAGAGGCAGAAUGACCUGCUCACAGCACAAGUUCACGAGCUGGAAAGUGCUCUCCAGCAGAUGCUACGUUCAAGCCAGCCGGACCAGGAGAAGGUGAACGACCAGACUCUGGAGCACUAUAAGCACAAGAUGCAGGCACAAAACCAGAAGCUGGUCAACAACAUGUACAUCCUGCGGAAACAGCUGCGAAACACAGAGGACCUGAGGGAUAAGUACCUGGAUGAGAAGGACUUGCUGGAGCUGCAGUGCUCCAUCUUGCAAAAAGACGCUAAGGUGUAUCGCAGCCGGAUGGAGGAUGUCCUGAAGCAGCUGGACGAGGUUAUAGCAGAGAGGGACAAGGCAAUAUGCACGAGGGAAGCUUAUCACCUUGAAAACUCCCGGAAUCUCCAGGAGAAGGACCAGCACCGCAAGCAGAUCCAGGAACUUGGUGAACGAUGCGACGAGCUGCAGGUUCAGCUGUUCCGCACCCAAGGGGAGGUUAUCUCCCUGGAGACAAAGCUCCGGCGUUUCACACAUCCCUGCUCCCCCAUAGCGGCGUCAGACUUUGAGGACUGCUCUGUGCAGAGCUGGUUGGAGCUGAAGAGCCAGACCAGUGAGGAAGAGUUUAAGGACAGGUCCAGUCAAGUCACGAGUGAAGAGCCCAGCAGUCUCACCUCUGAGGAGUACAGCGAAUGUCUGAAUAGUCAGGGCGACAGUCUUCUGCCAUUGCAGCAGGGAAUCAGAGUCACGGGCGACCAGCUUCCCAACAGAAGACCCAGAACCAGGUUCCACUUUUAUUACAGGAGGAAGUACGCGCUGAGGUCCAAAAUCACCUCCAAGGAGCAUCCACAGUUACACCUGGACAACACAUCAGGAAGUGACAACACUGAUACCGAUGGCAUGUGACACUGGGACAGGGAGCACACACAGCUGACCUAGUACUCUGUGUACGUGUGUGUGUGUGUGUGUGUGUGUGUGUGUGUGUGUGUGUGUGUGUGUGUGUGUGUGUCAGAGAGUGAGGGAAUAUAGAUACACACAUAUGUAUGAUUGUUAUAGCUGUAAUUGACCACAGAUG
Scleropages formosus (Asian bonytongue) is the source of this 2080-nucleotide messenger RNA. RefSeq names its product caspase recruitment domain family, member 9 (gene card9). Bases 259 to 1911 code for a protein of 550 amino acids. Gene Ontology annotation, molecular function: CARD domain binding. The transcript has 13 exons. NCBI's taxonomy places the organism in Eukaryota, Metazoa, Chordata, Actinopteri, Osteoglossiformes, Osteoglossidae. Gene Ontology annotation, biological process: regulation of apoptotic process; positive regulation of canonical NF-kappaB signal transduction. Gene Ontology annotation, cellular component: cytoplasm. The record is from RefSeq and is a predicted model, not a curated record.